Plectropomus leopardus (leopard coralgrouper) is the source of this 1009-nucleotide messenger RNA. It is a transcript of the gene gpx1a, whose product is annotated as glutathione peroxidase 1a. Gene Ontology annotation, cellular component: cytosol; mitochondrion. The record is from RefSeq and is a predicted model, not a curated record. Gene Ontology annotation, molecular function: glutathione peroxidase activity. Gene Ontology annotation, biological process: response to hydrogen peroxide; glutathione metabolic process; hydrogen peroxide catabolic process. NCBI's taxonomy places the organism in Eukaryota, Metazoa, Chordata, Actinopteri, Perciformes, Serranidae.
UUGUUGACAUUGAACCUGCUUUAUAGAGGUGCGUCGUGCUUCUUUCUUCCCUUCUUACGUGUACUAACUACAUUUUUAUAAAUUCGGGAUUCACGAAAAUGGCUGGGAACGUGAAAGGGUUUUACGACCUGACAGCUAAGCUUCUGUCUGGAGAAAUGUUUAGUUUCUCUUCACUGAAGAGGAAAGUUGUUCUCAUUGAGAAUGUGGCGUCUCUCUGAGGAACAACAACCAGGGACUACACUCAGAUGAACGAGCUCAGCAGCCGCUACUCUGCCAAGGGACUCGUUAUUCUGGGUGUGCCCUGUAAUCAGUUUGGACAUCAGGAGAACUGCAAGAAUGAUGAAAUCCUUAAGUCUCUCAGGUAUAUCCGUCCAGGGAACGGCUUUGAACCCAACUUCCAGCUCCUGGAGAAGGUGGACGUGAAUGGAAAGGAUGCCCACCCCUUGUUUGUAUAUCUGAAGGAAAAGCUUCCAUUCCCCAGUGAUGAUGCCAUGGCUCUCAUGACUGAUCCAAAGUUCAUCAUGUGGAGUCCCGUCAGAAGGAACGACAUCUCCUGGAAUUUUGAGAAGUUCCUGGUCGGCCCUGAUGGGGAGCCUUACAAGCGCUACAGCAGAAAGUUCCUUACCAUUGACAUUGAGGCAGAUAUUAAAGAGCUACUUAACAGGGUCAAGUAAAGUAUGUUACAACAUGCACUGGGUGGCUGUAAAGUAUAUUACUUAUGACCAGCCUGGCCGAAAGGAUUAAUCAGUAAACAUCUGUUUUAGGUAUUUCAUCAUGUUUUGUCCUCCUUCAAUGUUUCACUCAAAGUUUGUGAUAUUUCCAGAGUAGUACACUAUGGUUGGUCAGCCUUAUUACUCAAUGAAGAUGCUCUUUGAAACCUUUUUGUGAGAGGAAUUUCUGAUGAACAUGUAAAAGACUGACUGUGUCACUGUGUGUUACUCAUAUCACAACUAUCUUCAUUGUCUACGCUUAAAAAGGAGAAAUAAAAAUGCAAUGUCAUUACUCUUUA